AUGAACAUCAACCGCGACCCGUUCGGCCUGCGCCCCUCGAUCGCUCCCAAUAACGCCUUCUCCGUGCUGCAGCAGUCGGCCGCGCGCAACGCCGCCCGCUAUUCGCAGAAGAUCGUCGAGAGCGGGCAGCAGGCCCUGGAAUCCGGCCGCCAGGCCCUCGAGGACGUCGCCGCCAGCGACCAGUGGCAGGCCGUCCAGCAGACCGCGACCGACGCCAUGGCCUUCGCCGUCCCGCGCAACGUCCCCAACUUCGACGGCCCCCAGCGCCGCUUCGAGGACUCGGCCUGGGCCAGCUCCGGCCGCUCGCGCUUCCCCGCCUCGCCCACCCCCGACACCAACAAUGGCGUCAUCGCGAGCAGCAGCGGUGCCGCUGGCGCUGCUGGCGCCGCCGUGACCGACCGCCUCGGUGGCAUGUUUGGCGACGGCGGCAAAGAGCUCCCCAUGUAUAAGGACAAGCCGUACAACUACGGCAGCUCCGCCCGUCGAGGCUGGUUCCGCCGCCGACGGACCCUCAUAUUUGGUGCUCUCGCCUUCUUCGUUUUCCUAUACUGGUUCGGGGUGUUUUCGAACUCGGAGGAGAAUAAGGGAACUAGCGGCUCUGGGCUCUUUAGCGGCAUGAUGUCGGGCAAGACGUCGGCCGUCGUCGACUGGGACGAGCGGCGUGACCGCGUGCGGGACGCCUUUAAGCUGAGCUGGGAUGCGUACGAGAAAUACGCCUGGGGCUACGACGAGUUUCACCCCGUCUCGAAGAAGGGCCGCCAGAUGGUGCCGGGUGGAAUGGGCUGGAUCAUCGUGGAUGCGCUUGACACGCUCAUCCUCAUGAACCUGACGACCCAAUUGACCCAUGCCCGUGAGUGGGUCUCGACUUCCCUGGACUACGAAAAGGACCACGAUGUCAAUACUUUUGAGACGACCAUCCGCAUGCUGGGUGGUCUGCUCUCUGCUCACUACCUGAGCACUGAGUUCCCCCACUACGCGCCUAUUGCUUUGAAGGAGGGCGAGGAGGACCUGUUCCAGGAGAAGGCCGCUGACCUUGCGGACCGUCUGCUGGGCGCAUACGAGUCUAACUCGGGCAUUCCGUACGCUAGCAUCAAUCUCAAGACGGGCGAGGGCAUCCGGUCGCACGCCGACGGCGGUGCUUCUUCGACGGCUGAGGCGACGAGUCUCCAGCUCGAGAUGAAGUACAUCGCUAAGCUGACAGGCGAGGUGCACUACUGGGAGAGGGCGGAGAAGAUCAUGAAGGUCGUGGAUGACUUGGAGCCUGAGGACGGCCUCGUGCCCAUCUUUAUCAACCCCGACCGCGGCGUCUUCCAAGGCCACAACAUUCGCCUGGGCAGCCGCGGCGAUUCCUACUAUGAGUAUCUCAUCAAGCAGUAUCUGCAGACGUCCAAGCAGGAGCCCGUUUAUAAGGAAAUGUGGGAGGAGACCCUGUACGGCAUGCGGAAGCACCUUAUCACCUACUCGUCUUCGGCGAACUUGACUGUCCUCGGCGAGCGGCCCAACGGUCUGGGUGGCGAUCUCUCGCCCAAGAUUGAUCACUUGGUGUGCUUCUUGCCUGGCACCAUUGCUCUGGGUGCAACGGAGGGUAAGACGCUUGCAGAGGCUCGUCAGAGCCCCUCGUGGGGAAAGAAGCAGGAGGACGACAUGGAGUUGGCAAGGGAGCUCAUGAAGACGUGUUGGGGUAUGUACAAGGUCACCGCAACCGGCCUAGCGCCCGAAAUCACCUACUUCAAGGUGGACGAGCCGCCACGCAUGUGGGAGAGCUGGGCCGACAAGGUGACGAGCCCGGCCGAGCUGGACGACAGCAAUGAAGCCAACUGGAAGUCCGACUACGACAUCAAGGUGGCGGACAGGCACAACCUGCAGCGCCCGGAGACGGUCGAGUCGCUGUUCUACAUGUGGCGCAUCACCGGCGAAGUCAAGUACCGGGAAUGGGGCUGGGAGAUGUUCCAGGCGUUCGUCAAGUACACGCUCGUCGAAGACGGUUCCGGCUUCACGUCCAUCAACGACGUGACCAACCUCUCGCCGCCCGCCCGCGACAACAUGGAAAGCUUCUGGCUGGCCGAGACGCUCAAGUACCUCUACCUGCUCUUCGGUCCGGACGAUAUCCUGCCCCUCACCGACAUGGUCCUCAACACCGAGGCCCACCCGCUGCCCCAAUUCGAGAUGGGCAAGCUGUUCACGACGGGAUGGGAAAGGAAGCCAAGGUCGAAGGGCAGUUCGUAA
Molecule: messenger RNA, 2226 nt
Organism: Lasiodiplodia theobromae
Lineage: Eukaryota; Fungi; Ascomycota; Dothideomycetes; Botryosphaeriales; Botryosphaeriaceae
Product: Glycoside hydrolase family 47
Exons: 2
Coding region: 1-2226 (741 amino acids)
Biological process (GO): carbohydrate metabolic process; N-glycan processing
Cellular component (GO): endoplasmic reticulum; membrane
Molecular function (GO): mannosyl-oligosaccharide 1,2-alpha-mannosidase activity; calcium ion binding
Source: RefSeq, a predicted model, not a curated record